Messenger RNA from Zophobas morio, 758 nucleotides. RefSeq names its product exosome complex component CSL4-like. The transcript is spliced from 2 exons. The record is from RefSeq and is a predicted model, not a curated record. Gene Ontology annotation, cellular component: cytoplasm; nuclear exosome (RNase complex). Gene Ontology annotation, molecular function: RNA binding. Lineage: Eukaryota; Metazoa; Arthropoda; Insecta; Coleoptera; Tenebrionidae. Gene Ontology annotation, biological process: RNA processing. Bases 96 to 698 code for a protein of 200 amino acids.
UGUCAAAUCGUAGUUUUUUUCACGUUUUGGUCAACCUAACCUCACUUUAUGUAAUGUUUUUCGACCAAAAAAUAAAAAUAUCGUGAAAAGUAGUGAUGUCUUCGGAAGAUCUUCUAGUGUGUUUGCCAGGACAAAGACUCUGCCUCUCUGACCACACUCACGUGUCCGGCCAGGGCACCUACGAGCGCCAGGGCUACAUCUACUCCACCCUCGCCGGGACCGUCGACAUUGUAGACAAAGACAACGUUAAAAUCAUCGAAGUGCACACCUCCGGCAAACAAACUCUUGUGCCCUCUCAAGGGGACAUCGUCACGGCUCAAAUUCACACCAUAACCCAACAAUUCUGCAAGUGCCAUAUCAAGUGCAUCGGUGACAAGGUCCUGGGACGCCACUAUAGAGGGAUCCUGAGGCGUGAAGACGUCCGGGUCACUGAAAAAGACAGGGUCGAGAUUUAUAAGAGUUUCAGGCCAGGGGAUGUGAUUUUGGCCAGGGUGUUACCAAUCACGGAGGCACACACUUAUCAGUUGUCUACAGCCGAGAACGAACUGGGGGUGGUGACGGCGCACUCAGAACAUGGACACUUGAUGGUCCCCAUAAGUUGGACUGAAAUGCAGUGUUCAAAGACUUUCGUCAAGGAGGCGAGAAAAGUGGCCAAAGUCGUGCCAGAGAGCGUCCAGCAGGGGUUAAACGAAAAUUGAGUGCUUUAAGGAAAAUCUUUAUAUUUCUUUUAUAGUAAACGUCAUUUUUUGAUAAAUUUA